CAAAAGCAUGACAAUUACAUAUGUAAAUACAUGUACCUUGCAUUGUCUGCCAAAACCCGAGGUCAUUCUAGCAUUUGCUCAGGUGAAGAAAGCACAUCUUCAAAACUAUCCACAGCUCAUCAUGGACCCGAAUAUGGUAUUUGCUGAGAUGGAUCCAAACGGUGACGGCACAAUCGAGUCAUCGGAGAUCAAAACUUUCUUAGAACAGUGUGGCAUAAAUCCAUCGGAGAAACUUGUGCAGCGAGUGAAGAGUAAGUGUGACGCCAACAAUGAUGGGAAGCUGACAAAAGACGAGGCAGCCAGGAUCGGCGAGGUUGUCAAAGAGAUCGCCGAUCUCUCAAAGGUCUUCCUUGAUCAUGACCAGGAUCACAACUUCACCAUGUCCUUUGACGAGAUGAAAAAGAAGGCCUACACCUUCUACACCACCCAUGCUGACAAGUAUGGCAGCGGAAACACCAUGGAAGUGCUGAACUUCUGGGCCGGGGACAAAACCAAGGAGAUGACCGUGGGUGACUUCCUGGACAUCAUGUUUGAGGAUAGGCUCUAAACUGAUCCAUGAGAUCCAGUUGGCUCCAUAGAGAGGCUUAUUAUGGCCCUCAUAUGUUGAGCAGAAAAUACUGCAUGUAAAGCUUUGAGCAUUUUGAUGUUUUGGGCAACCAUUAUCCAACUUGCAUGACUUGCUUAGCCAACCAUUUACAGACUUACAUUGUAUCUGAUCGCAUAAUUACAGCUAAAAUAACACACAGAGUUACAUGUAGAUAUGCAGGGCUCACUGCACAAAUAGUGAUUAAUAUACACAGGAAAUCUACAAUGUAUACUGGCUGUAAC
Branchiostoma belcheri (Belcher's lancelet) is the source of this 828-nucleotide messenger RNA. RefSeq names its product polcalcin Jun o 2-like. The transcript is spliced from 4 exons. The coding region runs from base 8 to 547 and encodes 179 amino acids. NCBI's taxonomy places the organism in Eukaryota, Metazoa, Chordata, Leptocardii, Amphioxiformes, Branchiostomatidae. Gene Ontology annotation, molecular function: calcium ion binding. The record is from RefSeq and is a predicted model, not a curated record.